This is a messenger RNA of Porites lobata, 16739 nucleotides long. Lineage: Eukaryota; Metazoa; Cnidaria; Anthozoa; Scleractinia; Poritidae. The record is from the annotation of a GenBank genome assembly.
GUUGGAUUUCGUAAGAAUAGCUGCUUUUGAUGUGUUAAAAGGGAGAUGAUACCGCAAUGGCUUUGAAAUUACAAUACUAAAACUUCAAGAACUUGAUAGACAUACGGUCCUAUCAGGUGCAUAAAUUUGGUAAGAAAAUACAUUUUGAUGUAAAUUUGUAUGUAAUUAGUCAUUAACUGUCGAGCAAUUGUUCGUUAGUUCUUCUAUGGAAUUUGGUGCCCCUAAAGAGAAGGAUCAUAACUAAAAAAAUUAUGAUCUAAAUUGCAGCAACAGUGUCGCAGCUGAUUUAAUGUCUGCAAAGCGCUUGCGUGAACCGCUGGCAACUUGUUGCUGAGCACAUGCUGUGGAUCAUGAUAUUAAUAUAGUGUAAUUAGUUCAGUGGCGUAAAUGACAUGUUAGUUAAAUGCUAAAGGAAAUAACCGUACUUUAUUAGAUCUAAAAUGCGAAUUAAAAUCGCUGCGAAUUGUACCUUAUUGAGAGACGGUUCCUUCGAACGUGCAACUCACAUGGUCAUAGUUUAGUGCUGGUCGUAACCAUCUUGAAAAAGACAGCGCAAACUCUCUUGGAAAGACGACGUGAGUUUGUCGUAAGCCGUGUUUGAGGGGCAUCAGUGUAAACUCCAUUUGGAUUCGAUUGUGCACGCCUUGACGUAACGAUAAGUCAAGGCUGGCUUUCGUUUUAUCGUUUCAUAAAAAUACAUUUAUAAACUUGGCCCCACGGGAAAAAGACAAAAGAAAUCACCUUGGUUAUUCCCCGAAGCGUUGAAGACAAGUAUGAAUUUUACUGAAUGAAAGUUGUUAUUUCUACCAAUGAAAGGAAUUGUUAAUUAUAAAAUUACAAUAGUUAACCCAGGACCUAGCACAUGUAGGAAUGGCGAGCGUGAUCAAAAGAAAAGCAGUUCUUUGGCUUUAUUCCCCGAAGCCUUGAUGACAAAAAUAUAAAUUUUCAUAAAUAUAUAUAUUUUUUAAUUUCUACCAAUUAAAAGAUUUUUUAGUUUUGAAAGUACAAUAGUUAACCCAAGACCUAGCGCAUGUCGGAAUGGCGAACGUGAUUACGCUGCAAUUAACGCAACGGAAAUUUGUUGCAGUUCAGUUUUACCUAUGGUUCAGAUUUUUUUCCCAGUGUUUUACACUCAUUCCACAGCACGCUACCAAAUUUUUACAACAUAGGUUCAGGUCAGUGUGGUUGAGCACGCAUGUCAUUCUGGAAACUGUCAGGACUUGUGGAUUGAUUAAAAUAAAUUCAUUUGCAGCCAAGGCGUAUAGCCAUUGUUAUUUUAUGAAUUUACAGGCAGGGCUUGGAAGAAUAGCCAUAUUCUUUUGGGCAAUGUUCAAUGACAUAACAGUUUUGGCUCCGUCGAUCGACAAAUAUUCGAUUCAUCUACUUGAUUGCAACAGACAUGAUUACAUUUGUUUGCCACAGCUGAUCAAACUACCAAACUUGCUCUAUAGGUAUGUUGAUAUUAAAACGCUUGACCUCGCAUACGGAAGUUGAAGCUUAAUCGUGCUUCUUCCUUGAUAUCUCAUCAGACCAAUUUCGAUAUGUUGAAAUUCAUAUUUGGCUUGGGGGAAUAAACCAAACGAGAUGCAUUAAUUCGUCUGUUCCUGAACCGUUAGGUGAUGAUUUUUUUUGUUAAAUUCCCCGAAGUCUCGGUGGACAGGAUGAAUUUUGAUGCAUUAAAAUUCAUUUGGUUAGUUGAUCAAAACGCUGGAACGUAACCCAAAGUCACUAUGGUCUCCAUAUUGGUGCUGUAAAACUGCAAGGAAACGGGGCAAUGUUGGUGAACGAAGCUAAUUCGGCCAGGAUUUGAACCCUUCAGACGCCUUUUUUUUCCUCAACUGACUCUUCUUGAUAUGAAAUUUUCACUUAGAAAGGAAAACCACUUAGUAGUAUACUCCCAAAUCAUCCAAUAACUUCUUAUUCCGUUUUGCAUUACCAUUUAAUUUAGCUGGAGCCCCUAUAUAACUAGAUGGCACAGUUUUGGACUGUCGUAUAUUUGUCCUUGACGUUUAUCUCGUGGGCAGCAUUAGAACAGAUCGUGAUGGUGCAGAAACCGGAUUGUAGUUCAUGCAAGUGGACUUGGACGCGUUACGAAGUUAAAUGCAGAACAUGCCCAAUUGUCGGGGUAAGUGUAUAAAGCAUUUAUUUUUCCUGUCUUAGCCCAGGCGUCGAAAGGGGUUAGGGAUAUGGAAGAAGAGAAAAGGAAGGGGACUGGGGAGGCUAAGGAUCACCUUAGUUUUACGAACUGAUCAACAGUGAUAACACACAGUAAUUGAAACUUUCAUUCAACGUCUGAUUUCUUCCUCUUGAGUCUCCCAGCCCAUACCGUGGUGUUCUCAAGUCGUACAUUCGUCGCCUACUGUUACACCUCCUUACCCAAUCUCUCGACACGAUGAUAACUUUUUAAACAGUUUCGUAGUCGGAAAUCUAGCCUUAUAGGUAAUAUAUAAGCUGAAAACGAAAUUCAACAUCUUUUUCAAGAAGGUUAAACUUUUCGGACUUUUUUUUUUUGCUUGUUGUUGUUGUUGUUGUUUUUUUUUUUUUGCGUUUACUCACAGUAAGAAUUAUACAUGAACGAAAGAGUUCCGCCUUCUAUAGACCUUACUUUUGAUAUAACUAUUUGAUAUAACUAUUCCAUUUUCUAUGACAGAAACGGAUUGUCGUAAACAUAGGGUGUUAUUACCGUUUUCUUCAAACGCCUUAGUAUGUUCGGUUAUGCGUUUCCUUUCAUUUAUGCACCACACAGAAAUCACGCCUAAACGUAACGCUCAUUCAGUUUCUUAACUGCAUAAGAAAACAGCUGACAUUUCGUGGCGACACCAUUAGUUUCCCCGCAAAAUAACGUCGGAUAAACGAGCCCAGAAAAUGCAUACUGAUGACCCGUCACUACGCAGAACUGGAAAAUCCUUCUGAUUGGUUGUGCUGGGUGGGAAAUUUGCUUCAACCAAUCCGAAGCACGAUCUACAUCUGCUUAGGGACGCGUCACCAUUUUCAAUUUCUGUUCUCGUUAUUUUUACUCAGACGUCAUUUCGCGAGGACACCAGUACUUUUUGCCAGCACUUUAAUGUAGUUUUCUAUCUUUCUUUUUCUCCCUUCUUGUCUGUUUUAGUGGGACCACCCAUCCGUACCUGGAGAUAUAAAUGCACUAUCAAAGUAUACUGUGUGCAAUAUUCUAAAACCUGAUGGUUCUUCGUAUUACAAAUCUCCAUUUGAACCAAAUAAUUGGCUACUUAGCGAUCUCAUUCAAGUAACAGAAGUUAACAGAGUAGACGUCACUGUCGAGUACUCUAUAACUCAGUGUCCUCCGUCUGCACUGUAUUGUAAAGAGUACUUUGAUGCUUAUGUAUGGGAAUCCGACUCAGUUGUCUUACGUGACAAAAUACCGCACCCCAUAAACAUCAACGGUUCGUACAGAAGAUUCGCUUCAUUCAACCGUCAGUCCAGUGGUUUUACGGUUUUGACCGUGCCACUUGUCUUACCAAGAAGAUACUUUGUGCUUGGAUUUCGGGAUCAAGGUGGCUGUAGAACAUUAAAUUCCGUUAAGGUCACCUACAAUGUUUGCCCUCGAACAACACUCAGUAGAACCUUGGUCUCUGUGCCGCGAACUUUAGCACCAUCAAAUGACCGUGAAUCGAUUUCAGUUUUAGGAGAAUGUGCUGCCAACUCUGUACUAGUUUCGAACAGUUUGAAUGUUCUUUGUGAGAGCAGUGGUGAAUGGAAUAUCACUCGUCUUGGAGGGGGGUGCGUUUGCAAGGAGGACAUGGAAAACAUUGAAGGCCAAUGUGCGGGUGAGUAUGAUACUAUCAAAAUUACUCGGAAAAAAAAGAAAAAGAAAACGCUUCUGCUCCACCAACGCUGUGCAGUGCGUAAGUUUCACGUGAUAGAAUGUCAAAUCACGCGUGAUCACAUUAUGAGUGAUAAAAGCCGGGUUCAAACGCCCGAGACCAGAUUGCGUUCUAUGCAUUCCAUGCAUUCUUAGUGCAAGUCCAAAAGAAGCUGGCUGUAUGUAUGGUAUCCGGUCACCUCGCCACCAAGAAAUAUAUAUCUUAAUACUUAUCGAAAGGACACGUCUCUAAAAAUAACCGCCAUGCUACGCAGGCUACUCUAAAAAGAAUCUUUUUGCUUUAAAAUUACAAUGAAAUCUAAGGAGGUAAGGUUCAAGUGACAAAAGUAACCAAUUCUCAUAGGACAGGCUAUUGGAUUUAAACAAACCGCACCUGUCACAAAAAUAGAACACUAAAGAUGAGAAGUUCGACACAAGGAGUCAAUAAAAAUCGAUAAACUUAUAUUUGGGCUUGUGGAAGAAAUAACAACCCCAGGUAAGAAAACAGUGUCAAUUAUUGUAUAGUUAUUAUGUGGUGGCAAGUAGACUUCUUGGUGGCGAGUUGACCGUAAACCAUAUACACGUGUGCCGUGCCCGUCCAAUAGCAACCUGAAGAUUAGAGUUGCAGGCUCCUCUUGUUCCUCGCAAUUAACCUUAACUAGAUCCUCACAACCCCUAAAAACCUUUUUCAAUCAACUGUAAACUCUCUCUUACAAUGUAGCUGUUUAAUUAGUAAAUUCCCCUGUUUGUGAGCAGUCUAUCUAUUCCAGCUUUAUUUGUUUUCCUGUUGUAUUUUUUCGUAUCCAUUAAGGGGAAAGAACGGGUAGCGAAAAGACUUGUACCCCGUAAAAACAAAGAUGAGUUCAGGUUUACUAUAUACACUGAAUAAUUCUAACAUUAACAAAGCUAAAAUCUCCUUCAGUUUCAAAACUUAAAUACGUAAUUUCAUUUUAGGAUGUAAAAAGGGGAAAUAUAACGACCAGACGGGCCUUAAUUGCACAGGUAAGCUAUAAUUAACCAGAUAUCACAGAUGAUGACCUGCAUGCUCGUUUCAAUUAGUUCUUUCACUAAUUAAUUUUGAACAGUGUUAACAAUAAUUGAACAACAUUCUUUUUUGCUAUUAUUACUGAAAUAAAAUGCAACGCGCAAUCUCUUUGGUUUAAUUAUAGUUCCAUGAAAAACUCGCGUUUAUGAUGAGGAGGCGGGUGUGGCCGAGCAGUUAACACCCCGAACUCCGGAUCUGGAGGUCCGGGGUCCAAGUCUCGCUUGUCGUGUUAUAUCAUUAGACAAGGAACUUUACACCACUUUGUCUCUCUUCACCCAGAUGUAGAAAUGGGUAUCGGCGACAUUCUACUGGGGGCCUUUGGCUCGUGUACGCCUUUACCUAACCAUGAUUAUAUUUCCAUUCGCUUUAGAGUUGCCAUCAGCUCCAAGAAAUGUCACUGCUACGUUUCUCAACCAAAGUGUAAUCGGGUUAAGCUGGAAGUCUCCUGAAAUAAUUGGUGAUCGAAGUCACGUGUUUUAUGACGUUAGUUGCCUUCGACCAUGCAAUAAUGGUGCCCAAACGAAGUGUACUGAGGAGCCAUGUCAAAAUGACGUUAAAUACAUCCCUUUCAAUAAAGGACUAAAUACAACCACAGUGUUGGUGACGAAUCUUUCUCCAUUCGUUAAUUACACGUUCAAAAUUUACGCAAGGAACAGGGUUAGUGAAGUGGCCAAGAGGAGGCAUGGCAUUGAAGGAAACUUCACUGUAAUAACUGUUACAACUAUUGGUACAGGUAAGUCAGUAAGAAAAAAAAAAACAACCAACCAAACCUCGAAAACAUUUGCAACGACAACAACAAUCCCACUACCACCACCAACCUUAAGAAACUCUUUCCAACAAAGAAAACGGCGAGGUUUUAUAAAUCACUGUACAUGUAAAUUUAUAUCGGCCUAAAGCGGAGGUCCUGCAUAGCUACUGUGCAAAGUUUUAUUACAAUGUCACCAGUUUUAAGGGCAAUGAAACCCAUUGAUUUGACCCCAUGGAAAGCUAGUUUCUGGAGCACUUCAGGAUUCUUUUUUUAACUCUUGCGACUUUUUGAUAAUUUGUUUGUCCAGCAGAUCACUGUGAAGCUACUUUGCCUACAUAUAUUUGGAGUCAUUUUUUUUUCUAAUUUGCGUUUUUUUUUUCAAUCUGAUUAUUACAUAGUAUUAUUACUUCAUUGGCAAUAUUUUUAAUUUACAAUGUAGUUCCUGGUCGACCUGAGCUCUUCGUUGAACAAAACGAAGUUACAGUGUCAGUUUCCUGGAUUCUACAGCACAAGAAUGGCAUCAUAAAGAAUUAUGAAGUGACAUACGUAAGAGAAGAUAAUUAUAUGGAUAGAAGAAGUAUUCCAACAAAUAAAACAAAACACGAAUAUAAAGAUUUACAAGCUGGAAAAACGUACAAAUUUCAGGUAUACUUUAAACACCAUAUUUCCUCUACUGCUAAUUACUUCGUUAGUAUGUUAAUUAUUAUCACUGUUAUUGGUCUUUUAGUGUUCUUCUUUUUUGCUCUCAUUUACAAACGCACAAAGUACCGAAUUGACAGGAGCACAGUUAAUAAAGUCGAAUGGUUAUGAAUUCCGAUCCGUUAGGGUUCGUUGUUAUGUUUUUGUUAGCACUGUGCACUGUCAGGAAGCAUCCAACUGUGGCAUCGUUGCUUAUAUCGGUUUUGAUGUUUACUGACUCUCAUAACCAGCAUCCACCUUUAUCCAUGACGGAAGAGAGAAUGUUGGAAGACGGGAAAGGAUACAAUCAACUCUCUCUAAGACGGACACCUUUGAACUCCCUUGGGGCCCGGCACUUAGUGUCCGUCUUAUAGGGGGUCAAAUAAAGCGAAUCGGUGUCUGUUUUACAGAGGUGUCCGUUAAGAGAGAGUCAACUGUGACUGGCUUUUUUCAUUUUCAUGUAACAGGUCUCCAUCAGCGAGGGGCUUGGAUUUCCUGGGCUUGAAUUCCUUAAAAAAUUCGCAGGAGGACAUUGUUCUCAGAGACCUGAACGUACAAACACAUAAGACCCAAAAUACAAGGCAGUUUAAUUUUAAGGCUGCACCGUUGAGUCUCUCAACGUUCUCUUUAAAAAAAUGAUUUUUUUUUUCUAACAGAGAUUUCAUUUAUUUAUUUGCAAUUUAAAGCAAAAAUAAUUUUAGAUCUAUGUUGUUGUCAAAUUUGCAUAAUUUCCAUUAAAUUGCUCAUUUUCUUCUUUAAGGGAUUUGAAAAUAUUUUUGAAUGAAUAAUAAAACUAUUAUUGAAUUCGGCUUUCGUAGGAUAUGAAGAAUUAUGCUAACCUCGGAGGUGGUUAUUCACCUCGGCCGAUAACACCCUUCUUAAUCUGUUCAGCCUCAUUCAAUAACUACUAAAUAUUCUGAGUUGCAUGGUCUUCCAGAGAUAUCUGUACAUUUAAGAGUUAACAUACUGCAUUGCUAUAUCCGCUUGCUCUUCAAAAUGCCGGGUCUUAAGUAUGGUCACAUUCCACAGGUCAAGGGAACAGUUCACUGCUCCAUUGAUAAAUUACCAAACCACACAGAUUCCCCAUUUUUUUAAAGAUAUUAGGGCUAGGAGACACUUUUAAUGCUGUUCAUUGAUCUGUAUGAUGGUAACCUGUAGUCUGACUUGUGGAAAAGCGACUUGUAUUUUAGACCCGCCAUCUUCAAAAGCAUAUGAUUUAUUCACGUGUCGCAGCCUAAUAACUUUGAACAAAAAUUAACUAACUACUCAGUUUUACGCCGCUUUCAGGUAUUUGCCGAGAAUAACUAUGGAAGAGGACCUAUCGGGGUAAAAAAAUUUACAGUACAAAACGGUAAGUGUUCAAACUAGUGAUAGGCUCAGUUCGUUACUAAGGUAACCAUGAAUAUUUAUAAUCACGACACAUUGAAACUUUGAAAAGGAAACUGCUAAAACGGCUGACAGAAUGGAUCAGUGGAAGAGGUUAUUUACCUUGCAAACCAUUCCUUCUUCACUUCAGCUGUAUGUCUGACGUCACAAUAACCAACAACACGAUGAAUCCAAAUUAUCAUUCUUUUUUGUUGUUGUUGCUACUUAACUGGAGUAGCCUUGAAAACUUUUGAUCCGUUUUUUCUUCAAAUUGAUGAAUUUAUCAGUCUAUCUCUAUCUAUUUAAAAAGACUCUUCAACACUCUUGAACUCUGUAUUUUUUUCUUGUUGAAACCAUUAAUCUUGAACAGCUGUGAAAAAAGAAACAAACAAACAAAGCAAAACAAGAAUAUUCGUUUAAAUAAUCGAAUUAUCUUCUCUUGGAAUACUGAAAUUUAUUGAACAUGCAUCGACUGGCACACUAAUUGAUUGAUUGAUUAUAGGUGGUGAUGGUUUAGAUAAAUUGGUUGUUCUUAUUACUGCUGGAGGUGGAAGCCUAUUGUUCGUUUGUGUUGUUGUAUUUAUCAUUAUCAUUUUCCUUUCGCGACGAAGGUGGGUUUAACAAAGUUUAACAUAGUCUUAUGCUGUAUAUUUUAACUUUUUGUCAUCCUUUUUUACCCUUGGCUGUAACUUCUUCGCGUGCUUUUCCUGAAGCAUUGUCUUGUAAAUGAAUUUAUUACUAUCAUCAUCAUCGCUAUCGGUAUUAUUAUUAUCAUUAUUAUUAAUAUGUUUUGUUGUUGUACUCAGAGGGAUUACUUUUUAACCAUUUUAAUUUACACUUGAGGCUGAGGACCAAUUUCAUCCCUACUAUCUUCAUAGCUUCAGCAAUUCUUCGAGAGCGCGAAGUAUUUGAGUCUUAACUCUCUGGAUAGAUGAAUAAACGCUAAGAAGUUUCUUUGAUAAUUAAAAUAAUUCUAAUAACAAGAAUAGGGGGCGGUCGGUGUUAGCGACAGACAAUCUGGUAAAGUGAAUACAUAACUGUGUUCAAAAUAGAGAUGCUUGUGUAUCCUUGAGUACCUUACAAUUUGUCUAUUCCUUAUCUUAGGAAAAGUUUACAGAGGGAUUAUAUACGAGGCACUGAGCACGGUGAGGCUGUCUCCUUAUUAAACAACUUAAUCAAUACUGGGGGAAGACCAAGGCGACGAUAGCAAUCGUCCCAUGACAACUUUAUUUAAGUGUUCCAAUCAGCUCAAAGGCUCGUAUCCAUAGGGGACAUGCGUCUUAAAUGUACAGUAGAACUCAGAUAACUCGAACUCCCCGCUAGCUCGAACUAAAUUUCCUUUCCCUUGAUCAUAAUUUCCCUGAAACUUACCCUGAUAACUCAAAUUCCCCACUAACUCCAACUGUUUUUCGUAUACCUUCAGAGUAAGGUUGGUUACUUGCUGAGACGUUGUGCCCAUAUGGCCGCCAUAUUGGUUUUCGCUUAAACCGCGCAGUGCGAAAGUUGGAAUAUAUAGAAGUCAUCAAAAUCAACAGAAAAAAAAUCAAAACGAAAACUAGAUACAAUACAAUACAAAAUGAGAGGCCAAGGGGUUAGAAAAGUAUUUUCAACAUCAGUCACAGCCUUUAAGGUCAUUGGGCAGGAAUCAAGGUUUAGAGGGAAAACAAUUUUAACAGGGCCAGUUGGUCAUUAUGUAGGGGCUAUUUUGGGCAAAUUGUAUGGCUUGGGACAAUGAAGUGCAGGCCGUCGCCGUUGUUCAAUGUUGGCCGUAUGCAGAGGCUUGGCUGCAGCAUAAAGCGACCACUGUUCGUUUUCUCUUUCAUAGGGAGUGACCUUAGUCAGCAGCGUUACAUCGACCCUACAAACUAUGGUGAUCUAAUGGAGCUUCUCACUACGCUUACAACAGAAAUCGAAAAACCUAAGAUAAAGUUGCAGAGGUUUGUUGGACAAGGUAACUUGCCUUUAAUGAGCGACUAACGACUUUGACAGCUGAAUAUCGUAUUUAGCCCUUCUGUUUCUAAUCUUUGUUUUGUGUAAUUAUAGGUGAAUUCGCUGAUGUCUACAAAGGAACCUUGAAGACACGAAAUGGUAGAGAUGUCGUUGCGGUCAAAGUGUUAAGGGUAAGUUUAAUCGGCUGCACAUCCUUAACGCAUUUAAUGGUCGUCCUCUUCGUCGUCGUCAUCAUCAGGCAAUUGCCUCUUUUGAUUCGUUGCCAAGAACUUUUUUCGUGGCUCACUGGCCGGUGGGGGCUGUAAAAGUUCGACAAGCACAACAGAUCGUGAGCAAGUGCUUAAAAGUUUCUCAAAUUUUGUUGUGAAGACGAAGAGGAGCUCACAUUUGACAUUGUGGACUUUAGUUUAUGUUCACCGAAUCUCCUUUUUUCAAGUUUGUUGAUACCAUGCAGGAUUUGGAAUCUGGGACACGCGGGACGCAUUUAUGCCAUUUUUGGAUUUCGAAAAGUGAAUGGAGCAUCGGAAUCAGUGUUGAGAGGGCUGGCCAAAAAAUUUACUUGAAAAGGUUUUCCAAAUGAUGCGCUUGCAGUGGACCAGCGAGCUCGAUAUCGAUGCCUUAGAAGCCAAGGGCACUGGGCCACACUAGAAGAACUGUUGGAAGUCGUGGGGCGCUACUUGGUCGAGCGUACUGAAAUCAUGCAAGGAGAAACCGGGUGCUGUUUUGCCAAUAGAUUUAUCUUUUGCUACCAAAUUUUUGGCCGUCUAUUUAUUUAUCAAGGUCAAGGGUUCGCGCCCCAUGACAUAUCAGUACUUAACGGUGGAAAUGGUGAACAAAGCCAAGACUAACGGUGGAUUUAUAGACCAGAAAAUGUUCAAAACGGCUGGAAAAUUUGGCUUCGAUUCUCUUUACCUGACUGAGACGAGCAUGCAAGUGUUGGAUGGCUACAUCAACCACAUUCGCCCCCUACUCAGACCGACCUGCGACUUUGUAUUGGUAACAAGAAAUGGAGGGCAGCACAACAAGCUGGGAGAGCUAAUGAGUAAACUGGUCUUCGAUGCAACAGGCAAAUACGUUCACCCGACUCACUAUCGACAGAUUGUGGAGACCGCGAGUUGCAGGCAGCGCGAGGAGCACAAUCUCCGAGGACCAGAAACACAGCUCCGUUGUUGCAAGGGUUCACUAUCAGAAGGAGCGAUCGCGCGAGGUGGCGAGCAAAGCACAUGAAUAUUUGGAACCAUUGAACGGGAAAAAGGGAUCAGAGGUAGAAAUAGACGUGCGCUCGAGGCUUUCUGGCAAUUCUGCGUCAUCUGAAGAUCAAAAUGGUAGCAAAACCGAUACUUCCUCUAACGAAGAGCGUCAGGUGUCGCAAGACUAAAGCGGGAAAAUGCGUUUAUAGCGACAGAUUUCCAGGCGAGAAAGAAGAGUCUGAUGUUCACCCCUGAAGAAGACAAUUAUCUAAAAGCAGGCAUCGAGCGACACGGCUACGUCAAUGGAAAGCGAUUCUCAGGGAUCCCGAAUUUCGUUUUCAGGGGAGGACAGCCAACUCCCUGCUGAGCCAUGCAGCGCAAAGAUUUGGAUCACUUUCUAAGUUAUCCUAGAACUUUACAUUGUGAGCAAAACAUAAUUUUGCGAAGGGCACCAGAACACUAAACUGUAGUUAGGUCAUAACACACAGCUUAAGAGGGCCCCCAGUUUUCCUCGGCUGGACAAGCACGAUGCACUAAGACUACGAAGUUUUAACCGGAAUUCUAAGUGGAAUAGUUUGAAAGUUAUAAAACGGGACAAAAAAUGCGUUCUUUUGGCGGGCGACACUUAAAAGCUAGUAGUGAUCGUAAAACAACACAUGUUUAAGCACAAACAAAUUUUAUUUGGACUUGAUCACGAACAAAUGAAUCUGAAUCAUCUUGCACACGCAGUUGAUCAUGAGCACGUAGGACACCUAACUGACGAUAGGCUUAACUCGAGUUAAACUGAAGGACCUACGAAUAAAGGGCAAUAAUGCAAAAUACAAUGUUCUGUUCUCGUCCACUCUGAGCGCAGACCUACUGCUCUUUGCACGAACUCGCCCUUCCUGUUUUCUUGCCCUCUUCGUCCCUUUCUGGAGUUGCUGCUCGCCCUGACAGGUCCUCAAAAACUCUAAGUGGUUCGUCUGCCAGCUAGGAACCUGGGUAAAUACCUCAUCGGCGCUGUCGUCCUCGGUACCCGCUUCGGCUUCUGCGACACCUUGCUCUUCUGUCGGUCUUGGCAAGGGUUCCGUCACAUUUUUUACCAUGAGCUGGUCUGCUUCGCGCAGUAUUCCCAGCUCCACGCAGACUCUCCUACGUUCCGCCACCGCUUCCUCCGUGUUGAAGGUCCCAAGAUUCUGAUGGUGGAGCUUCAGCUUGUCGGAUAGGACCUCCUGGUACGCCAUCAGGCUACUUCGCAUGUAUGGAUCGUCUGUACGACUGUACUUUUCUACACACUCGUCAAGUUCCUUCUCCGUGGAACGCAGCCAAGAACCAGCGAAGACUAAACGUGCCUUCUCGCGGCGCUGCUGUACCAGGUGUUCUCUCUGUGCUCUUCGAUUCUCUUCGAGAUCAGGAACAAUUGGAGUGGGCAUCUCCUCGCCCGGGUCUAACGGCAUCAUCAUCAUCAUCAUCAUCAUCGUUAACAUCAUCAUCGCCAUUGAUUUCGUCGUCGUCUAAUCGAUCACCACCAUUCCUAAUCAAACUCAACCUUGGAAAACGCAAAACCAAAUUACGUCUUUGUGCCAGUUCUCUCAUCUGCUAUGACUGCUAUGUGAGAGUUUUAUUUAUUUUUUUUUUUUCUUGACGGCCAAAAAAGUUACAUUUCAUACGUGUCGUAGGUCGUACAAGGCGUAAUACACUUGGACGUGAAUUUAGCUAUAUGAGACGACUGGUGACAUUUAUGUGGUUUACCUACUAAUCUCAGAACUAUAAUGUGUUAUUUUUAAUUGCUUGUUUUAGCCCGGCUCGAAUGAGAAGAACCAGAAAGAUUUCUUAUCCGAAGCGUCAAUCAUGGGCCAGUUCAAUCAUCCAAAUGUGAUCAAGUUAGUAGGAGUUGUCACAAAGAGUAAGUGAAAAAAGCGACUGAAUUAUUUUGACCAAAAACUGCGGGUUGAAUAUCAUGAAAAUUUUCCACAAUGCCAUUUGGACGUUUAUUAACUUCUUGCAAUGUGUAUGAAGGAGUUUUUCCUCUUGAUCAUGAAUUUAAUAAUUAAUAUUUUUGUAGGCAGGCCCAUGAUGAUCCUCACAGAGUUCUUGGAAAGUGGAUCCCUGGAUAAAUUUUUGAAGGUAGCCUGAUAAUUACUGGUCCUAGGGAUUACAGACUGAAGGCGCAAAAUGAGAUAAAGGGCUCUUCACAUUCUCUAUUGACUUAUCUACUGUGCAAGUAUAGUCUUUUUAAUACGUUCUGUGUUCUUGUUUCAGGAGCAUAAGGGUCUGCUCACAAGCCUUCAGUUAGUCGGCAUGGCUCGAGGUGUAGCUUGUGGCAUUGUGUAUCUCUCUGAAAUGAACUUAAUUCAUCGGGUAAGAUACUUAUAAUAAUAUAAUGUAUCGAUUGGAAGAGAUGAAUUUUAUUUUGAACAGAUAAUUAUACUAUUUCCUGCUGAAACAUUAAAGUUGACACUAACAAAGUAAUUUCUCCUAUAUUUUUAAUCUUUUCAAUAAAUUGAAAACAGUGAAUUUCCUCUUGGAUUAUUUCGCUUGGUUUCUAGGAUCUGGCUGCUCGUAACAUUCUCGUUGGUGAGAACAUGUUGUGCAAAGUUUCUGAUUUUGGUCUGUCAAGAGAGCUGGCAGAGGACAGUCCGGUUUACGAGACACAGGUACAUUUAAGGUGUCCUGUUCCCCACUUCAGAAAUAAAAGGGGAAUGGGUACAACCUUUCGGCGCAGCGAUUUCAAGGAUCGUUUGUGUGGACAGGCGUUACUCAUGAUUGGUUAAUAGUUACCUUGCGUACCAUGGAUCAAUACCUAAGAGUUGUCCACUUAACCAAUCCCAGAAAUCACUGCACCCAAAGCUUGUACCCAUUCCCCCUAGAGUUCUGAAGUGAGGAAUAAGUUGAUUUUCAAAGAAGUAUUCCUGAGUUAAAAGUAAUCAUAUUUUACACGCGCAGACGGACCAAAACGUCUUUCUUGCCGAACCACUUGACUUCAUUCAUGCUACUUGUUAGUCGCUUGACAUGUCUGUAUAUUCUAAAUCAACCUCUAAACUUUCAUUUUAAGUGCUUUUUCUCCUUGAAGGAAAUUAUAUCAAUCAUAAAACUUUUCAAGGUAUAAAACAAAAGAAAGAGAUAUGCAACAUAAUGGGAGUUUUCCAACUGUGGCAGAACAGCACUUUCCUUGCAACAAAAAAUUAAAUUGAGCAUAAACACGAGAAAACAUAAAUCACAAUACAUCACAUAACUUACAAAAACAGAAAUGUUUGCCCUGAAUGCUUUGUAGAUAGCUAACGAAGUUGAGAGGAGUGGACCCCAUGUAGAAAAUACUUGCAUCUCGUUUAACUGUUUUUAAAGGGGGGUAAAAUCGCAGUUCGAUGGACCUCACCAGAAGCUCUUCAGAACCGCAUGUUCAGCUCAGCAAGUGAUGUGUGGAGUUAUGGUAUCGUUCUUUGGGAGAUUAUGUCAUUCGCUGAUCGACCAUAUUGGGGGUGGAGCAACAGUGAGGUAUGUAAAAAAGAAUCAUCGAACAUUUUAUCUUUAACAAUCAUCAUCACGUUACAUCAAAAAGUGCGAAGACCCAAAAUGGAUAAACCUCACUAGUAAUGCUGGUUAUGACGUCAUCAGGGGGACGCACCGUCAUUUGUCACCGAACAUUACAAAAUAAUGCCGCGUCUUCCAAAUGAAUCUAAAUUCAAGACCUUUUCCCGACUUUCGAUUAAAUUAUUUUCUAGACUGGAGGUUAUAAUCUAAAUAACCGAUUGACGAAUUUACCUCAAGGUUAUCUAAAUAAGCGAUUGAUGGAUCAACCUCGUCAGUAAUGCUAUUUAUGACGUCAUCUCACACAACGCCAUCUGUCACCAGUCUUACAAAAUAAUGCCUCGUCUUCCAAAUGAAUCCAACUUCAAGACCUUUUCCAGACUUUCUCUAAAACAAUAAUUUCUUUCCCAGACCCAUGCUUAUCUAAAUAAGCGAUAGAUUGAAAAACAAAAUCCAACCGGUACAGGACAAAGUUUUGUGGCAAUGCAAUUGUACACCAACGUGCAGAGUAGGCAUAAGAAAGUUCUGAAAUUUGUCAUUCUGCGAUCAAAUGUUUUAGCUUCAGAAGAGGUUCAUUAAGUUUAUAUUCUGAACAACAACAACAACGAGCAACCAAACAGACAAAACCAAAAUAUUAGUUUAAAACAAAAAGACUCCAGGUUUUAUCUGUCUUUUCAGACUUUCCCACCGUCUGGAAAACUGGUUUGCAAAUUUUAAGACGUUUUCGAUAAUUCAAGACUCCGUGUGAAUCCUGAAAUAAAGGACAAUAGCUACUACAGCCGGAUAGUUGUGCGAAAUAUACGCAUGAAAACAUUAAUAAAGAAACCAGGACAGUUGGCAUUCAAAAACUCCUCCCAAGCCACGUCUCUGUUUCUUAUUAAAAUUCAAAGCUUCAGUACGCAAUAAAAAUUACAAAACAAUUGUGUCAAUAUGUAAGUGUUUAUAACCACUAAUUGUUACUGAUUUUGAAUAGGUGAUGGACCGAGUACAGUUUGGCUACCGGUUACCUGCUCCGAAGGUAAUUUUAUUGUACUUAGAAAACCAAUACUAACAAGUUAUUAAUAUGUAAAAAAUAAGAAAACACGGCCAGAAGUCAGAUCAACGGAAAACAUAGAUUUAAGUAUGACACACAAGGAUUCGUUACCACUGCUGAGCUAUGCUCACUCGACUCUAACAGACUGUAGGUGCUUUCGUCUUCAUUCUAUUGAUAGCGUUUCCACUCUAAAAUUAAGUUAAAAAUUUGCAAGAGGGCAACGGUAAAUUGCAUAACAAAAACUGAUGAAAGGAAACCUGAAAUAAUGAAAAGAAACACUUAGAGAUUAAUUAAGUUAGCUGCAAAGCUAGAUUAACUGCUUUUUGAUUAAUCUGUCCUUGCGACUAAUUUCCCGUCAUCACAUUUGGGAAACUCACAUUAGAGUAAGAAUAAUGAAAAGCUUUAAUUUGGUAUGAUUUAAUAUUACUUUGCAAAAUGACCUUAGCAAUCAGGUUAUACGUUUGCAUCGCUUCCAACUAACGAACAGUAAGGGCGUUUCCUUUUCUGCCUUUCAGGAUUGUCCUGAAAUCAUUCAUGGUAUAAUGAUGGAUUGCUGGCAGUCAGACCCAAACAAAAGACCAAAGUUUGGAGAAAUCGUCAAUCGCUUGGACAAAAUAAUUCGCUCCCCUGAAGUCUUAGAAAUUGUUCCUUUGCUCCAAUCAACGCUAGAAACGUGAGUAAAUAAGCUCCGUUGUCUGCAAAAUCACACUUCACUUUUUUGUCGCCGUGAAAAAAACAAAAAAACAGCUAAUAACUAUUCUAAAACUCCACAGAUCUCACGGCCAGUUUAAAGAAUCACUAGGGCCUCACGGGAACUAUUUUGGAGGCAACUUCUUACGGUUAUAACAAGUAAUAAAAAGAUGAGAACAAAUAAACCGUUGGACUUAAAGAGAGUAUGUCAGGGCGUUACGCCAGAUUCCAGAGAGGCUAAAAUUUGACUCCAAGGUGCAUAGCAUAACUGUUUCACUUGCUAAAAUAAUAAAGGCGUAUCGCUAGCCUGCUAACAGGGAAGAGGCGAAAACAAAGAUUCGAUAAAACUAAGCCAAAAGAAAACUCCGGAAGGGACUGAUGACUUAUGAUUUGCCCCAUCUUCCAUAAAGAAAGCUUGUCUAAGGCUAGUGUAUAUAUAGAAGUUAACUUACGAUUUACGCCAUUUUCAUUUCAGAUCUGAAGAGAUUGAUGCUCCACAAUUCGAGUCUGUGGACGAGUGGCUUAACUUCAUAAACAUGGAAUGUUAUCUGGAAACAUUUCAAGCAGCAAAUGUAGACAGUCUUGAGAAAGUUAGGGGACUGAGAGACGAAGAUUUAAGAGAUAUGGGUGUCAAGCAAAUCGGACAUCGAAACAAGAUUAACAAAAGCAUUAAGGCCAUAAAAGAGCAGCAUACUUACAGCAUCCUGGAA